CUUUGUUGGCAACUGUAUAUCUUCUUUCACUGCCUUUGUCAAGAGAGAAAGAGACUCAAGAGGACUUCCCUCUUCGUUCUGGGCUUUUCCAGAUGAGCGGACGGCAAAAAAGUCAAUGCAGCAUGACGAAUUCUGAACAUUUGAUUGCUAUGGACUAGGAAGAGGGAUCUAGGAUCUAGUCCAGAGACAUGACCACAUUUCCUAAAUUAGGAGGUGUCCUCAGACCUAUUAAACCAUCCUGUGUGGAAGAAAUCAGUGUUUUUGUGUCAGAUAACCAAGAAUAUGAAACUGAACUAUCUGAACUUGCCCAUGAGAAAGAAGAAGCAGAGAGCCCAAAAACGGAAGAAGUGCCUGUCAUCACUAUUCACGUGCCUGUCAACAAUGAGGAACACUCGAACUGCGAUGUUGAACUCAUGUACGUCCCUAAGAGUGCUAUUCCCGCUGAUUGCAAUGUCCAAGUUAACAAGAUGGAAGAAUCAGUGUUUGUGGUCUCGGCCAACCGCGGCAAACGCAAAAGCCCAUCAGCUCCGGCUCCAGCCUCGAAAAGAUUGAAAAUUGACCCUCCGCAGCCUCCGCCCAAAACUAAACCGAAGACCGCCCCGGUCUGGGAGAGAUUAGUACCGAAGCCUCCAGGAUCGGUCUCAAACUACCUUUUUCCUCACGAACUGCGCUCCACCCGCACCAGACUGAUCAUCGACUGUCCCACUAACAUCCCUGUCCCCGAAUUCAAGUCACAGUUGGCGGAUACUAGGGACAUUGUGACAACGAUGGACCUUGCGCCCGCCUCGAAAAAAAAAGUGAAGGAGCUAAACACCAACAGUGUGUCCAAGCUGUUUGCUUACCCUGGCAAAACGCACCUGAGCCCCACCCUCCGUCGCUUGUAUCAAAGACACCUGACUAGCAGUUUCACUACACACGAACCAAUCACCGACCUCAACCUGCUGUCCUUAGACCCCAACCAACCUAUCAGAUAUUCUAAGAGUGCCAGUGGCGCAGCGCGCAAUGUAAAUACCGCUGCUGCUGCUGCUGCUAAUCCUCCUGCUUCGCUUGCUGUUGAACCCAAGCCAACUCCUGUUGAGGAAGAAGACACUCAGGAGGAGCCUCAGCAACAAGUGAUGCGCUUCCUCAUUGAAAGAGACAAUGCUGAACCACAGGAAAUUAUUGUCCUUCACGACGGAGUAGAGCCAGAGGAGUCAAUGCAGAUGAUCUUGGCUGCGGCUGCUGAGGGUGGUGAGAUAACUGAUAAAAACCACAUGUUUUUGUGUGAUGGUGCGGAUGGCGAGUACAUAAUUGUGCAGAAUGGUGCUGUGGAAGGUGGUGAAGUGGUUCUGACUUAAUUGGCAGCAGCAGUUUUGGUUAGAAAAUUUUUAAUUGCAAUUGCACUGAAUCUCUUGUCAAGGUUGUAUAUUUUUAUUUUAAGUUGCCAAGGAGGCGACAAAUUUUUUAGUAUUGAUAUAUUAAAUUUAAAUGACCUGCAGGUGUGUUGAAGAAUGCAGUAAACACCACUUAACACUGAUAUUGAAUUGGGUUGUUUAUCGUGUUUAUGAAAUAUAUUCAACACAUUUAUGAAAUAUAACAAAUUAUGUCCUGAAGA
Messenger RNA from Cloeon dipterum, 1594 nucleotides. RefSeq lists its product as uncharacterized. The record is from RefSeq and is a predicted model, not a curated record. Bases 189 to 1337 code for a protein of 382 amino acids. NCBI's taxonomy places the organism in Eukaryota, Metazoa, Arthropoda, Insecta, Ephemeroptera, Baetidae. The transcript has 2 exons.